Messenger RNA from Rosa chinensis, 3258 nucleotides. Its product is annotated as RNA polymerase II C-terminal domain phosphatase-like 2. The coding region runs from base 195 to 2741 and encodes 848 amino acids. The transcript is spliced from 16 exons. NCBI's taxonomy places the organism in Eukaryota, Viridiplantae, Streptophyta, Magnoliopsida, Rosales, Rosaceae. Gene Ontology annotation, molecular function: RNA polymerase II CTD heptapeptide repeat phosphatase activity. The record is from RefSeq and is a predicted model, not a curated record.
CAUUUAGAUUUUUAGAGAGGGAGAGAAAUAGGGAGAGAGAGAGAGAGAGAGCGAGAGGGUCUUAGAGAGUGAGAAAUAGUGAGGCAAAACUGGAAAAUUACUGCAAAUUUUUCCACAGAAAACCCCCUGAUCUUUCCAACAUUUACGAAUUCACCAUCUCUCUUGGCGCGCUUAGGUUUCACAAAUUGAUCUGAAUGAGCAGUUUAGGGUUUAGGUCCGUGGUCUAUCACGGCGAGCUGUGCUUGGGUGAGCUCGACGCUAUUCCGGUGACGGAGGGGAAAUUUCAGUUCCCGAACAACGAGAUUCGAAUCCAUCACAUAUCGCAGCAAAGUGAACGCUGUCCACCCCUCUCAGUUCUCCAAACGAUUUCCUCAUUUUCGGUUAGAUGCAAGCUCGAAUCGGCCACCCCUGUUGAACAGCCUCAUUUGAUCAACCUCCACGCCUCCUGUUUCUACGAGCUCAAGACGGCGGUAGUGUUGGUUGGGAAUGAAGAGAUUCACUUGGUGGCAAUGCCAAGUAAGCAGAAAAAGUUUCCGUGCUUUUGGUGCUAUUCGGUUCCUUUAGGUCUGUAUAAUGCUUCUCUUGGAAUGCUGAACCCAAGGUGUCUCUCAAUUGUAUUUGAUCUCGACGAGACUCUAAUUGUUGCCAACACAAUGAAGUCGUUUGAGGAUAGAAUUGAGGCUUUACGAAGCUGGAUUGCACGAGAGAGUGAAACGUCGCGAAUAGCCGGAAUGUCUAAUGAAAUGAAACGUUACAUUGACGAUAGGUGGUUGUUGAGGCAGUAUAUAGAUAAUGAUUGUGUGGUGGAUAACGGACAGGUGUAUAAGAUUCAAAUGGAGGAGGUUCCUCCACUGUCAGGUAACCACGAGAGAAUCCGUCGGCCCAUCGUUAGGUUGCCAGACAGGAACAUCGUGCUCACUCGCAUCAAUCCCGAGGUUCGUGAUACAAGUGUGCUGGUCAGGUUACGGCCUGCGUGGGAAGAUCUGAGAAGUUAUUUAACAGCAAAAGGACGCAAGCGGUUUGAAGUUCAUGUCUGUACGAUGGCUGAAAGGGACUAUGCAUUAGAAAUGUGGAGGCUUCUAGACCCAGAAGGACAACUAAUAGGUUCAAAGCAACUUCUUGACCGUGUUGUUUGUGUCAAAUCAGGUUCGCGGAAAUCUUUACUCAAUGUCUUCCAACUUGGAACGUGCCAUCCAAAGAUGGCCAUGGUUAUUGAUGAUCGUUCAAAGGUCUGGGAAGAUAAGGAUCAACCUCGAGUUCAUGUAGUUCCAGCUUUUACUCCUUAUUAUGCUCCUCAAGCAGAGACAGCAAAUGCCGUUCCUGUCCUCUGUGUAGCAAGAAAUGUUGCAUGCAAUGUCAGGGGCUGCUUUUUUAAAGAGUUCGAUGAAAUUUUCUUGCGAAGAAUUUCUGAAGUUUUUUAUGAAGAUGAGGUGGUAAAUUUACCUCCUUCUCCUGAUGUGAGCAAUUACUUGAUAUCAGAGGAUGCUGGUUUUGUACCAAAUGGAAUUGCUCCCUUUAGUGAAGGAAUGCAUGGUGGUGAAGUUGAACGGAGAUUGAACCAACCUGAUGAUAAGGGUGUUAUGGACUCAAUGGCUUAUUCUAAUCAUGCUGAGUUAAGACCUGACAACUCCCAGAAACCUGUAGCAACUGUCCUCAAUGUCCCUGGUGCAACAUCUUUGAGACCGGUCAUGCCUACUCAGAAACCUAGUUUGCUUGGACCUCUUGUUAGACGAGACAGCUUUUCUGAUCGUGAUAAUAACAUGAAGAGAGGACUUCUUGGUACAAAUCCUUGCCUAGAUAUAAGGAGUCAAAGCUCUGGUGAACCCCCAAAUUCAUCUAGAGUACCUGCACAAACUUCAGCAUCCACAGUACAUGCACAAGGAGGAUGGUUGGUGGAUGAUGACAAUAAAAGAGGACAUUUAAGUUUUCGACCUCCUGUUUCUGGUCAAGAGUCUGAUGUCUUAAAACUUGAGAAGCUGAUUCACCAGAAUCCGUUUAGUCUUAAUAAACAGUCUGCUCCGACUGGUUUACUCUCUCAGACAUCUGAGGCAAGGAGGGAAGAGGUUAGCUCUGGACAUGAUUUCCCAAAGCAAAAUCUUCCUUUUCCAAGUGUGUUAUCAGAGGCUGGUGUGUCUCAGAAUCAGGCAUCUUCUUUUAAAAAAGAAUCUGGAAAAGUGAACGCGCUGCCGUCCCCUUUAUCUAUUGGUGUGCUGCAGGAAAUCGGACGGAGAUGCGGCUCAAAGGUUGAAUUUAAGGCUGUUAUAAGCACCAGUAACGAUUUGCAGUUUUCUUUUGAGGUGCUCUUCACUGGGGAGAAGAUUGGUUUUGGAACAGGAAGGACAAGAAAGGAUGCUCAACAACAGGCUGCUGAGAAUGCACUUCACAGCUUGGCUGAAAAAUAUGUCUCAUAUAUUGCACCGCAAUCUGGAGCAGUGGACAAAGAUUUUGAUAAACUCUCUCUUGGAAAUGAAAACGGAUUUGUUUUGGACAUAGUUGGUCCAGGAUCAGCUGAGGGGCUAACGGAAGAUGGAUUGCCAAAAGAAAGUACUUCUGAGGCUUCUGAAGGUGAGCCUGGGAGCUCUUCUACUGUGGCGAGUCAGCAAGUUCAAAAGCGUGCCAAUUCCCCAAGGUUGCUACAGUCUCUUUCGAAUAAACGAUCCAAGGAAGAACUAGCGGGCGGUCCACGAAACCUAUCAUAUUCUCGGCUGAGGAAGGGCCCUAAAGACAAACCUCAGGACUGAAGUCAUCACAAUCAAGUCCUUCUGCUAGUGCAUCCUCCCUCUCGGAGAAAUGAGGUGACGAUCCCACAAAGUCCAAUGGAACCAUCUUUCUCUGGUUUACAAUUAGCAGUGACAGAGAGGGAGAGGAGAGAAAAAGGAGCGGGCUUUCGAGGCAUAACUUGGCAUCUCAUACUACUCGAAGUAUCUCUUUCACUUGGCGUAGUUGUUUUAAAUAUUGCAAAGGUGAAGGAGUAUUUGUAAUAUUGUUGUUGGAAAGGUGGGCUAUGAUUUUUUUUCCCAUUUUGCCCCCAUCUUUUCCUGCUUACAUAGUGAUAUUCCAGUUGAAUGUGGGGAACUUGGGGAUUGUCAUCUCUUCUUGUUCAGGGCAUCUUAGGUUUAACAUCAUGUUAUGAUCCUCUACCUCCCUUCCGAGCACUAUUGUACAGUAGACUCAUACAAGUUUUAGUUACUUGAAGCGUUUGCAGAUGACUUUUUCCAAUGUUAUUUUCAUGAGUCUACAAACGUAUAACAGCUUCAA